Asparagus officinalis (garden asparagus) is the source of this 286-nucleotide messenger RNA. Its product is annotated as sm-like protein LSM3B. The annotation marks the transcript as partial. Lineage: Eukaryota; Viridiplantae; Streptophyta; Magnoliopsida; Asparagales; Asparagaceae. Gene Ontology annotation, biological process: P-body assembly; mRNA splicing, via spliceosome. Gene Ontology annotation, molecular function: RNA binding. The transcript has 2 exons. Gene Ontology annotation, cellular component: U4/U6 x U5 tri-snRNP complex; catalytic step 2 spliceosome; Lsm1-7-Pat1 complex. The record is from RefSeq and is a predicted model, not a curated record.
UCCACUUUAAACCUUCGUCCAAAAUAAAAAAUAAAAAAAGCGGAAAAAACACCCCCUCAAAUUAAGUCUUGGAGCAGGAGCAAUGGCGAGCGAAGAGGAGAGCACAGUGAAAGAGCCCCUCGAUCUCAUCAGGCUCAGCUUGGACGAGCGCAUCUACGUCAAGCUCCGAUCCGAUCGAGAGCUUCGUGGAAAACUUCAUGCUUAUGAUCAGCACUUGAAUAUGAUACUUGGAGAUGUAGAAGAAAUUAUCACUACAGUAGAGAUUGAUGACGAAACAUAUGAAGAG